UUUUUUUUUUUUCUCUCAUUUGUCUCCACUUCUUUUUAUAAAUAUAUAUAUAUAUAUUUCAUAUGGGAUCUGUUGUAUCUACUCUACUUUCAGUUGCAUUUACUUAUCUUUUAUCACAGGUGGUAAGUCAGUAUAUGUGGGUCAAUAAACAUGCUGACGGUAGACCUAAAAGUCCCUGGGCUCCUUCUCCUGCAUCUUUACCUUGGUUAUGGAAUGGUCUUGAAGACUAUCAACUCAAAGGUUCAAGUAUUCUCUCAAAAUGGGCAAUGGAAUGUGGUCACUUCUUCUCCGUUCGAUUAGGUCAGAAACGAAUUUUGGUACUUAAUGAUGGUCCUUUAGUCAACCAACUUUUAGUAGAUAAAGACCAAUACAACUCAUCAAAAAUACCAAAUGGUGGAUUUGAAAUGGCUUUGACUGAUAAUGGGAAAACUGUUUAUGCUGCUCCUUUUAGUCUCUAUUGGUCUCGGAUUCGACGAUCUGUAGCUACAACUAUCAAUAAUUCACCUGCAACUUGGUUCAGUACAUUAUUUUCUAAUCAAAGUGAAAAACUUGUACAUGCCAUUGCUCAAGCAUGGAAUCAACAAGAGAAUGGUGGAAAGGUGAACGCGGAUCAACUUCGGGGACUUGUAGAUUUGGUUGCAUUGGAUACAGCAUUGAUUAUGGUGACGAAUCAAUCUUCAGUGGAUCCUGAGGAUAUGGUCAGAUUAUUGGAUAAGGUAGCCAUACUGGAAGAAGAACAAGCUAAGCCAUUGGUACAAUACUUUACGUUCCGUAUCCCGGUGAUUCCAUUGGUCAUAGCGGCCAAGAAUAUUUUAUUUGGUGAUGCAGCUGUCAGACUUCGAAACGAAUUAUUAAAAUAUUUUGUUGAUUGGACUUUGAAUACUACAGAUUUGGAUGAUGACAAGGAAGAACAAAAACGUCCUUUAUUGGCUAAGGUGUUAGCUGAUGUGAAGCCUUCUAAAAAUGACCCUGAACCAGAACAACUCAAGCAAGAUGAAAUCAUCCUUAACCUUAUGCACAUCACUCUUCAUAGUUAUAAGUAUCUCUCCACCAUCAUUUUCAGUAUGAUACAACGUUUGGCCACUUUACCUGGAAUGCAAGAUCGAUUACGAGGUGAUCCUGAAUUUGCGGCUGCUUUUGUCAAGGAAUCUUUACGGUAUGACCCACCUCUUCGUGCUUAUUCUCAUUCUUCUCGCGUGGAUCAAGAUGUGGAUGUCGAUGGCAAGAAAUAUCGCGUAGACGAAGAUUCCGAAUUGGUUGUCAACUUGGAUACGAUUCAUUUCAAUUCUGAUUACUAUGUGGAUCCUACCAUCUUCAACCCUGAUCGCUUUUUACCAUCCUCUGCUGCUGGUCAGGUGAGGAAGACCGUCUCCAUUCUCGACAACAAUCCUUCUCGCUUACCAGCUCAUGAUCAUCUAGCAUUUGGUGUCAGUCGUCGUCUUUGUCAAGGCUCUCGUAUAAGUGAAGAGUUCCUCAAGGUAUUAAUACUUCAAUUGGUACAAGCCUAUUCCUUCCAUGGUGGUAGUACGGAUCGCGUGCAUAGAAUAAGUGGUAUCUGGUCAUGGUUCGGUAGGGAAGAGACCAUUGGAACAACCAUCUUCUUUACAAGCAGAUCUUCUUCCUCUUCUUUAUGAUUCUGACUUUACAAGUUUUGAUUGGGUGGGGAAAUUUUGGACAAGGAAAGACAAAAAAAAAAAAUGUAGUUAUUACCUUGGGGGAUUAUAUGCUGGUAUUAGUUUUAGUGGUGAAAAAUCUUGUAUUAGUUUAGUAUUAUUUUAUUGUCGGAUGAUUCUUUUAAUUAUUUACUAAUAAAUAUUCUGACAUUGUAUUGGAGAUCUUUCU
Messenger RNA from Halteromyces radiatus, 1842 nucleotides. RefSeq names its product cytochrome P450. Gene Ontology annotation, molecular function: heme binding; iron ion binding; oxidoreductase activity, acting on paired donors, with incorporation or reduction of molecular oxygen. The record is from RefSeq and is a predicted model, not a curated record. Lineage: Eukaryota; Fungi; Mucoromycota; Mucoromycetes; Mucorales; Cunninghamellaceae. Bases 63 to 1634 code for a protein of 523 amino acids. The transcript is spliced from 2 exons.